UGACGUUCACGUGAUCACUUGUAGCCAAUUGCGAAGACAGAAGUCAUUUCGGCUUGGGAAACAUGGCAGCGCCCAUGUGCUGCUCGGCUGGUGAUCUGGACAAAUUUCGAAUAGCGUCGCUGCCUGACAACGUCUACUACGUUCCGAAUUUCAUCACAGAUAUUGAAGAGAAAUACCUCUAUGACAAAGUCUACGAUGCACCCAAGCCAAAGUGGGUCCAACUCGCGCACAGACGGCUCCAGAACUGGGGUGGACUGCCCCAUCCCAAAGGCAUGGUUUCGGAAGCUCUGCCGCAAUGGCUGAAGGACAUAUCUACCAAAGUGGCUAGCUUGGGAGUCUUUGGCGAGAAGUUGCCCAAUCAUGUCCUUGUCAAUGAGUACAAGCCUGGCGAAGGAAUCUUGCCUCACGAAGAUGGCCCACUGUACUAUCCAGUGGUGACCAACAUCACCCUGAAUUCGAGCACCGUCAUCGAUUUCUACAAGCCAAGAAAAAGCACCACCUGCGAAGUAACUGACAAUGCAGAGGACACAGAGAAGAAUUCCUACAUAGGCUCGCUUCUGCUGGAGCAGCGGAGCCUCUUGAUAACAAGCGGCGUGAUGUACACCGAUUACCUCCACGGCAUUGAGGCCAGGAUGGAAGAUGUCAUCGACAAUUCCAUCAAGAACAUCAAUGCCUGUUCCGUGAAACAGGGAGCAGUGCUACAGAGGGGCACAAGAGUAUCCCUCACCAUACGAGUUGUUCCAAAAGUGCUCCGUGCGAAUGUGCUCCAAGCACUGUUCAAGAAGUGAACCAUCUUUACAGUCGGAGACAUUGGAAAUGUGCUUAUUUUGUAGUGGUCAUGAUUCGUUCAUGGAGGCAAUGAGAUCGGAAUAUCUCAGAGUCAAAAUGAGACUUUUGGCUCACAGAUGCGGCUUCCAUCCACAGGGUGUCUAUGAUGUGUUUACUAGCCUGUCAUCGUUUCAUGUGCCUACCUCAAAUUUGCAUGACGGUCAUAUAACAGGCCGGGAAGAUUUUUUUUGUUUGUAAUAAAAGCAAACCACACGUCUUUGUCUGUCUUUUACGUCUGAUUUCAUUAUGACAUAUUGAAUGUGGUUCAUUUGAUACAUCGUGUGCAGGGGUGUCUGCAAAUUGUUGCUUUACUUUUCACUUCAAAGGUCCUUCAUUCUCGUGGAGUGCAAAAGCUGUGACGAGCACAAGUGGUGCCAACGAGCAGUGUUAGACAGAAGACUUUAGCCGAUAACCUAGUGGGAGAUAUGUUUCAGAUGCUUCUGAAGUUUGUGCUUUUGUUGGAGGUAGCUCGUUACACAUGCAGCAUGGUGAUAAAAGAAAUGAUCUUCCAGCUUUGUUGUAAAGUUCCUCAUUGAAAAUGCAACUGUGCCUUUUAAUCGGCCUUCUUGAAUCACAGCUGGAACUCUUGAAUAAAGACAUUUGAACGAGAACAACAUCCCUACCUGAUUUGACUUUUAUAUGAAAUUUGUCAAACAUAGUUAAUCCACUUGUGAAAUAGAUAUGACCCUCGCGAAUAUUGUGCAUCGUGCACAAGGAACCCGUAAAUUCGGCAAUGCGUGUUGUCUUUAA
This is a messenger RNA of Dermacentor silvarum, 1578 nucleotides long. RefSeq names its product alpha-ketoglutarate-dependent dioxygenase alkB homolog 6-like. The record is from RefSeq and is a predicted model, not a curated record. NCBI's taxonomy places the organism in Eukaryota, Metazoa, Arthropoda, Arachnida, Ixodida, Ixodidae.